Messenger RNA from Daktulosphaira vitifoliae (grape phylloxera), 2186 nucleotides. It is a transcript of the gene bor, whose product is annotated as ATPase family AAA domain-containing protein 3. Gene Ontology annotation, cellular component: mitochondrion. Bases 223 to 1959 code for a protein of 578 amino acids. NCBI's taxonomy places the organism in Eukaryota, Metazoa, Arthropoda, Insecta, Hemiptera, Phylloxeridae. The transcript has 11 exons. Gene Ontology annotation, biological process: mitochondrion organization. The record is from RefSeq and is a predicted model, not a curated record. Gene Ontology annotation, molecular function: ATP hydrolysis activity; ATP binding; zinc ion binding.
AUAUUCUAAAUAUACUGUUGUACAUAUUUUUAAAAAGAAAAUUGUAGUUUUUAUUUUAAUUAUCCAUUUUUAUGAGUACUUGGAAUUACGCAUAGUUCUUCUAAUUACUGUCAUCAUCACCUUCUAGUAUCAAAACAUUUUGUUAGUUAAUUUAAUUGAUAAUUUUAAUGAGAUUCUUUUUUAAGUGAAAUAAGUAAAUUAAUAUUUAAGAUAAUAUACACUAUGUCGUGGAUUUUUGGAAUGGGUGGUAACAAUAAACCAGAACCCCCUAAUUUAGAAGAUGUACCUGGUUUGUCAGAAAAAAAACCAACUCCACCUCAAUCAUCAUCAAGUGGUGAAGCAUAUAAAUUUGAUUCUUCAGCAUUAGAACGAGCUGCACAAGCUGCUAAAGAAUUAGAAAGAUCAAAGCAUGCCAAAGAAGCAUUAGAUUUAGCCAAACUACAAGAAACCACUAAGCAAAUUGAAUAUCAGUCUAAAAUUAAAGAAUAUGAAAUUCAUUUGGAACAAGCACGAAAUGAACAAAAACGAGCAGAAAUUGAAGAAAGAAAAAAAUUAUUAGCUGAAGAAACUAAACAACAUCAACUACGUGCACAAUAUCAAGAUCAACUAGCCCGUAAAAGAUAUGAAGAUCAACUUCAGCAACAGCGUGCCUCUAAUGAGGAAAAUUUACGACGCCAAGAAGAAUCUGUUGCUAAGCAAGAAGCAAUGAAAAAAGCAACCAUUGAACAUGAAAUCGAGAUGAAAUCAAGGUUAGAUGCUAAAAAAACAGAAGCAAAAGCAUUAGCAAGAGCAAAAGCUGAGAGAGAAAAUCAUGACUUAAUUUUAGAACAACUUAAACUAAAAGCUUCUGAACAUCGCCAAACUGUUUUAGAGUCAAUCAAAACUGCUGGAUCUAUUUUUGGAAGUGGAGCAAAUGCUUUAUUAACAGAUUGGGAUAAAACAUUAAUGGCAGCUGGAGGAUUGUCAUUGUUAGCAUUAGGUAUUUACAGUGCAAAAGGAUUUACUAACGUAACAGCAAAAUAUGUAGAAUCUAGACUUGGUAAGCCAUCUUUGGUACGAGAAACGUCUAGAUUUUCAUUGUUAGAAACUGUGCGGCAUCCUAUUUUGACUCUUAAAGAGCUUAGAACAAAAAAAAGUAGUGCAUUAAAAGAUGUAAUAUUGCCACCUAAAUUAGAAUCAAGAUUGGGUGAUGUAGCAGUUGCAACUUUAAAUACAAAGAAAAAUCGUGGAAUGUAUAGAAACAUUCUUAUGUAUGGACCUCCUGGUACUGGAAAAACAUUAUUUGCUAAGAAAUUAGCUAUGCAUUCAGGAAUGGAUUAUGCUAUUUUAACUGGUGGUGAUGUAGCUCCCUUAGGUAAAGAUGGUGUGACAGAAAUGCACAAAGUGUUUGACUGGGCUAUAAAUUCUAGAAAAGGUUUAUUAUUAUUUGUUGAUGAAGCUGAUGCAUUUUUACGCAAACGUAGUUCAGAAAUGAUUAGUGAAAACUUACGUGCUACUCUUAAUGCAUUCUUAUACAGAACUGGUGAUCAAUCAAACAAGUUUAUGUUAGUUUUGGCUAGUAAUACACCAGAACAAUUUGAUUGGGCUGUUAAUGAUAGAUUAGAUGAGAUGGUAGAAUUUGGUUUACCUGGUAAAGAAGAACGCGAACGUUUAAUAAUGUUAUAUUUUGACAAAUAUGUACUAACACCAGCUACUCAAAACAAAGUUAAAUUAAAUGUUGAGAAAUUCGACUACAGUGCUUUAUGUAAAAAAAUGGCAGAAAUGACAGAAGGUAUGUCUGGUAGAGAAAUUGCUAAAUUGGGAGUUGCAUGGCAAGCUGCUGGCUAUACAUCAGAAGACGGUCUUUUAACUAAAGAAAUGAUAUUGAAUCGAUGUGAAGAUGCUGUAAAACAACAUAAGCAAAAGAUGGAAUGGAUGAGUGACAAAGAAAAAAAUGACUCCCGUAGCAGAAAAUACUAAAUUACCUAUAUUUUGUAUUAACUUAUAGUGAGUUGCUAUGAGAAUAGAGAUUAUUAGAUUGUUGAUUAUUACACAUUUAUAUUAUUAUGUACUCAUUUUAAAGAGCUCCUGAAAAUUCCAUUGUGUAUAUAUAAACUUUUUUGUAAAAAAAAAAUGUUAAAAAUUUUUUGGUUUAUUUAAAAUUCAUGUUAUGUUGAUAAUUUUAUUAAAACCAAAAUAAUAUUGAA